AUGCAGCAGCUUCCCUUUUCGAUGGUGGUCCUGGCAUCGACAUUCCUUGUUUGCGCCGGAACUACGGUGCACGUGUCUGCUGCCGGUGAGGCUUCCAGUGUCCCAGCUCGCGGCCAGACCGCAGACGUGGAGCAUGGCAGUUCCGGAGGAGGGUCCAUGGUCAGACGCGAGGAAGGGCCGAAGCAAGAGAUGAUCUCCACGGAUGAAGAAUUUAUACCGAAACACGUCUUCGGAGGCUGCUUGAAGAACGAUCUAGGUCCUAACCGGAUGAGCGGGCACACAGGCGGUUGGAAAACCCCAGAUGAGUGCCGUGAGUUCGCGAAAGCACAGGGCAAGGACUUCUUUGGGCUGGAAUGGCCACAGGGGUCGCCUGCUGCUGGCAAGGGCCAAUGCAUGGCCAUCGAAGACUCUCAUUCGACCAUACAGAAAUUGGGUCUCACUGAGCCGAGCGAGUGCACCUUCCACGGCGCCAAACUUGGAGGGCCGCAUCGCCUGGCUUUCUACGUGAUUCUUGCAUUGAACCGCUGA
Molecule: messenger RNA, 528 nt
Organism: Symbiodinium sp. CCMP2592
Lineage: Eukaryota; Dinophyceae; Suessiales; Symbiodiniaceae
Source: the annotation of a GenBank genome assembly